UUGGUGAGUCCACUUUUCGUAUACAUACCAGCCAGUCUGCAGUCCAUACUCUCAACCUCCUCUGUCUGACUCACACACGAAGCCAGUGUUUCUUCCUGCCCUAAAUCUUCCCUGGGCCCCACAGCCUGCUGGAAUUAUUCAAACCAGCCAAUCCUAGUCUGUUUACCCUGCUCUGCUUUCCCCACGGAAAUUCCGAGAAAGGCUGCAGCCCCUGGCCUUCCGCUCGCUCCUGCCUGCCUGCGGAGCAGCACGAGAGCCUCUGCAGUACCAGACCUUUUGUUUCGGGGAAACUUGAACAGAGUAUCUGCCAAGCCCGGGCUUCCGUGAUGGUCUACGAUGACACCAGUAAGAAAUGGGUACCAAUCAAGCCUGGCCAGCAGGGCUUCAGCCGGAUCAACAUCUACCACAACACUGCCAGCAACACCUUCAGAGUCGUCGGGGUCAAGCUUCAGGAUCAGCAGGUUGUGAUCAAUUAUUCAAUCGUGAAAGGGCUGAAGUACAAUCAGGCAACGCCAACCUUCCACCAGUGGCGAGAUGCCCGCCAGGUCUACGGUUUAAACUUUGCAAGUAAGGAAGAGGCGACCACGUUCUCAAACGCCAUGCUGUUUGCCCUGAACAUCAUGAAUUCCCAGGAAGGCGGCCCCUCCAGCCAGCGUCAGGUGCAGAAUGGCCCCUCUCCCGACGAGAUGGACAUCCAGAGAAGACAAGUGAUGGAGCAGCAGCAGCACCAACAGCGACAGGAGUCUCUCGAGAGAAGAACCUCAGCCACAGGACCCAGCCUCCCGCCGGGGCACCCCUCUUCUGCGGCCAGCGCCCCCCUCUUGUGCAGCGGCCCUCCACCCCCACCCCCACCCCCCGUCCCACCACCACCCACGGGGGCCACCCCCCCGCCCCCGCCCCCACUGCCGGCUGGAGGAGCCCAGGGCGCCAGCCACGAUGAGAGCUCCGUGUCCGGCCUGGCCGCCGCCCUGGCUGGGGCCAAGCUGAGACGAGUGCAGCGGCCAGAAGAUGCGUCUGGAGGCUCCAGUCCCAGCGGGCCCUCAAAGUCUGACGCCAACCGGGCCAGCAGUGGGGGUGGCGGAGGAGGCCUCAUGGAAGAGAUGAACAAGCUGCUGGCCAAAAGGAGAAAAGCAGCCUCCCAGACAGACAAGCCGGCUGACAAGAAGGAAGACGAAAGCCAAACAGAAGAGCCCAGCACCUCUCCAUCUCCAGGGACCCGAGCAGCCAGUCAGCAGCCCCUCAGCUCAUCAGAGGCCAGCCGGAAGCCCUGGGAGCGGAGCGGCUCAGCGGAGAAGCCCAUGUCCUCCUUGCUGUCCAGAACCCCAUCUGUGGCCAAGAGCCCCGAAGCUAAGAGCCCCCUGCAGUCACAGCCUCACUCUAGGAUGAAGCCAGCGGGGAGUGUCAACGACGUGGCCCUGGAUGCCUUAGAUUUGGACCGGAUGAAACAGGAGAUCCUCGAGGAGGUGGUCCGGGAGCUUCACAAAGUGAAGGAGGAGAUCAUCGAUGCCCACUCCGGCCUCCCAGUAUUCUGGUUGGGCAGACUGAGGCGGCCCAGACAGAUUAAGGAGCUUGUCCAAGUGUGAGCACGUGCUCGCGGUCUGCGCCUCGGUCUGACUCUCCUGGGCUCCCUCCCAGAUGAGUCGGAGGCGGGGAGGGGUGCAUUCACCAGUUCAGAGCAGCUUUGAACCAUCUGCUCUUUAUCUUAGUAUCCCGUGGACUUAGAUCACUGUUUUUAUUCUGCUGCUUCUGAUCCCCGGGUUUGGGGCUACAAGGGCAACUGCUGCCUUCCCAGAGGCUAGAGGGCCCCAGAAGCCACAGAACUACCUAAGGGCCUGACCGAGUCCACCGCCUGCUGGGCGCAGUGAAUCACAUCCAUUCGUCCACUCCCCACUGGAGCCUUUGAAACGGCUGGCUCAGAUCUGGGGCCAGAGGAAAAGGAAAGGUGUGGGCCAGGCUGGCUGAGCCCCAGAGCCGGGAGGCGCGGUCCGGGCGCCCCCCCUGCCCCACCCCAUCACGAGUUGGGGACUCUGGAGAGAGGAGAGCGGCUGGGAGCCAGCAGACCCGGACCCCUGCCCGGGGCUGGGUGAUCGGCCACACCCUGUCCUUGAUCCAGCGGCGAGCGCUCAACUUCCUGUGGGUCCAGUCCCCUACCAGGCUGGGAUGGGCAGAUAAGCAGUUAAUGAAUGAAGUGGGGAGACGGAGCGGGAGCCAAAAAGAGACACAGAGGCCAACUGUUAACCCCACUUUAU
Molecule: messenger RNA, 2249 nt
Organism: Dama dama (fallow deer)
Lineage: Eukaryota; Metazoa; Chordata; Mammalia; Artiodactyla; Cervidae
Gene: EVL
Product: Enah/Vasp-like
Exons: 14
Coding region: 327-1583 (418 amino acids)
Biological process (GO): actin polymerization or depolymerization; positive regulation of actin filament polymerization; protein homotetramerization
Cellular component (GO): cytoskeleton
Molecular function (GO): SH3 domain binding; actin binding; profilin binding
Source: RefSeq, a predicted model, not a curated record